AUGAUUGCUGCUGCAAAGUUGAUCGACCUCCUCCCUGCGCUUGCCCUUCUGGGUAUGGCCCUUACCGGUCUGGAGAAUGCUCCUACUGCUGCUCUCGCCGUCCCUCAAAGUCGAGAACACCACCGACACCUCGCUGCUCGACUCGCCGACAAUGUUGCCCAGCAAGACAAGAAGCGCUCUGCCGGCGCCAAGAGGACCCUCCGACGACGCUCGGACGGCACCAUCUGCAAGGCGAAGAACACUGAGUCUUCCACCUUUACAGACGUCUCGAGCACCGCCUCUGCCACUGCAUCGGCUACCGCCUCCGCUGCCGACUUGCAGGUUGCUGCCGUUGACACCGACUCGUCCUCUGUCGCCGAUGUCUCGUUCACCGACUCGGUCUCUUCUACCCAGGCGGCUUCCUCCACCGCUAGCUCCAACAGCGCCCAGUCCACCGAUGUCACUGGUAGCCUUGCCACCGUCGGCACUGGCAGUACCACCAAGUUUGGUCUUGCUUGGCCCAACGGUGACUGGGCUACGUCUACCAGCCCCGACUAUGUCGGCAACUAUGUUGGCACCAAGACCUCCUGGUACUACACCUGGUCUCCUUUCUCUGUCGGCUCUGCCGACCAGCUCAACGUAGAGUAUGUUCCCAUGUACUGGGGUGUCAAGCAGCAAAGCGAUUGGUGGGCUCAGCAGAGCAACUGGCCUUCCACCGUCAAGAAUGCUCUCUUCUUCAACGAGCCCAACCAGUCUGGCCAGUGUGACAUUUCCGCGGGUGACGCCGUCCAGUACUGGAUGAACGACUACCUUCCCCUUCGUUCUUCCAAGGGUGUCCGACUCGGUGGUGCCGCCACUACCAGCGCACCUUCAGGUCUCCAGUGGGUCCAAGACUUCAAGACCGCCUGUGUCCAGUACGGCAACUCUGAGGCCGACUGUACCUCCGACUUUGUGCCCAUUCACUGGUACGACGUCACCAUCGACGGCUUCAAGUCUUACGUCGAGAGCUUCCACGACGGUGUCGGCCAGAACCUCUGGGUCACCGAGUAUGCCUGCCAGAACUUUAACGGCGGUGCCCAGUGCACUGACCAAGAGAUCUGGAAUUUGCACACCGAGAUGGCUGCUUGGUUCGACCAGCAAGACUACAUCGAGCGAUACUCUCCCUUCGGUGUCAUGAAGGACAUGCAGGGUGUUGAGCAGUACAAUGCCCUCAUGAACCCCGACGGCAGUAUCACCUCUCUCGGUGCUUGGUACGCCGCCAACAGCUAA
This is a messenger RNA of Cryptococcus wingfieldii CBS 7118, 1248 nucleotides long. RefSeq lists its product as hypothetical. The record is from RefSeq and is a predicted model, not a curated record. The transcript is spliced from 7 exons. The coding region runs from base 1 to 1248 and encodes 415 amino acids. Gene Ontology annotation, biological process: fungal-type cell wall polysaccharide metabolic process. Lineage: Eukaryota; Fungi; Basidiomycota; Tremellomycetes; Tremellales; Cryptococcaceae. Gene Ontology annotation, cellular component: fungal-type cell wall.